CAUAAUUAUAACCCUUUUUCAUCAAUACGUUAUAUAUUCAAACCCAUUCCUUCAAUUUCACUCUCCUCCUCCCUUUCUUGAUUCCCCCAACCCCAUUCUCGUUGGAUCUAUCUUUUCAAGUUCUCUUUUUAUUUAUUUUUUACCAGAAAGUUACAGUGAAUUUCAUGUGUUAAAAAGGAGAGAUUUUUAUAGCUUCUGUUUGAAGAAAUCUGAGAGACGGGUAGAUCUAAAGAACCCCCAAAUAGUAUUUAAAGGAGUUUCAGAUCUCCUGCUUUGUCAUCUCUCUCUUAAUAUCUCAGAAGAAGAAAAAAAGAUCUACUGUUUUCUUCCUUCAUCUCUGUUAAGUCAAAGAUUUCAGAUCAAGAAACGAAAAUGGUGAAGAUCUGUUGUAUCGGAGCUGGUUACGUUGGUGGCCCUACCAUGGCUGUGAUUGCACUCAAGUGCCCACAUAUCGAAGUUGUUGUUGUUGACAUUUCCGUUCCAAGGAUCACAGCCUGGAACAGUGAUCAGCUUCCAAUCUACGAACCAGGUUUGGAGGACAUAGUGAAGCAAUGCAGAGGAAAGAACCUCUUCUUCAGUACAGAUGUUGAGAAACAUGUAGCAGAGGCAGAUAUCAUCUUUGUCUCAGUUAACACCCCUACCAAAACUCGUGGUCUUGGAGCAGGCAAAGCUGCUGAUCUGACAUACUGGGAAAGUGCUGCUCGUAUGAUCGCCGAUGUGUCAAAGUCCAACAAAAUUGUGGUUGAGAAAUCAACUGUCCCGGUUAAAACAGCUGAGGCCAUUGAGAAAAUUUUGACUCACAACAGCAAAGGGAUUGAAUAUCACAUUCUUUCAAACCCAGAGUUUCUUGCCGAGGGAACUGCAAUUGAUGAUCUUUUCAAGCCUGAUAGGGUUCUCAUUGGAGGACGGGAGACCCCAGGAGGACAAAAGGCAAUUCAAGCUUUGAAAGAGGUGUAUGCCAAUUGGGUGCCAGAGGACAGAAUCAUUUGCACCAACCUUUGGUCGGCUGAGCUUUCCAAGCUUGCUGCCAAUGCAUUCUUAGCUCAGAGGAUUUCAUCUGUUAAUGCUAUGUCAGCUCUCUGUGAAGCAACUGGUGCAGAUGUAGCAGAGGUUGCCCAUGCUAUUGGGAGGGACAGCAGAAUUGGACCCAAGUUCUUGAAUUCCAGUGUUGGUUUUGGAGGAUCGUGUUUCCAGAAAGAUAUUCUCAAUCUUGUUUACAUCUGUGAGUGCAACGGCCUACCUGAAGUAGCAACCUACUGGAAACAGGUUAUCAAGAUCAACGAUUAUCAGAAGAGCCGAUUCGUGAACAGGGUUGUUUCCUCAAUGUUCAACACUGUGUCUGGGAAAAAAGUUGCUGUACUUGGAUUCGCCUUCAAGAAGGACACUGGUGAUACAAGAGAGACACCUGCAAUUGAUGUGUGCAAUGGACUUCUUGGGGACAAAGCCCUUGUCAGCAUUUACGAUCCACAGGUGACUGAAGAACAGAUUCAGAGGGACCUUUCAAUGAAGAAGUUCGACUGGGAUCACCCAAUUCACCUACAGCCAAUGAGCCCCACUGCUGUGAAGCAAGUGAGCGUCGUCUGGGACGCUUAUGAAGCCACGAAAGAUUCCCAUGCUAUCUGUAUCCUAACUGAAUGGGAUGAAUUCAAGAACCUCGACUACAAGAGAAUUUACGACAACAUGCAGAAACCCGCCUUCUUAUUUGAUGGACGUAACAUCGUGGACGCAGAGAAGCUCAGAGAGAUUGGUUUCAUUGUGUACUGUAUCGGUAAGCCUCUUGAUGGUUGGUUGAAGGACAUGCCUGCUGUGGCAUAAGAAAAACAACGAUAGAUUGGAAGAAGAAAGAAGGCGUAAAGAAAGAUUGGAAGGAGGAUACUACUGUUGGGAGGUAAAAUUUGCUGUUUUCUAAUUUUGAAUUGCAUUUUAGAUAUUUGUAUCUGUUGUUUAGUUUUGGGAUUUACUUUAUUUACUUUCCUAUAUUUACCUGAAGGUAGGAAAGUGGAGUAAUCUGUUUUUUUGCUUUACCAGUAAUAAGAAUAACAUAUGUGAUGAUAAAGGAAAGAAAAAAGAAAAAAAAUAUAGUCUCGUCCUGCGAUUGUUGUUUAUUUUAGCUUACAAUGAGAUAAAAUUUAUAAAUGAGAAUUCUUCCUUUAGUGUUUUA
Messenger RNA from Papaver somniferum (opium poppy), 2161 nucleotides. RefSeq names its product UDP-glucose 6-dehydrogenase 4-like. Gene Ontology annotation, biological process: glycosaminoglycan biosynthetic process. The transcript has 3 exons. Gene Ontology annotation, molecular function: UDP-glucose 6-dehydrogenase activity; NAD binding. Gene Ontology annotation, cellular component: cytosol; nucleus. Lineage: Eukaryota; Viridiplantae; Streptophyta; Magnoliopsida; Ranunculales; Papaveraceae. The record is from RefSeq and is a predicted model, not a curated record. Bases 373 to 1815 code for a protein of 480 amino acids.